AUGCAAAAGCAAAUCGCUAUGCUUGAAAAUAGCCUUAAAGCUGCCGAAGCGAAGUUGAAGGAGCACGAGUCGGGCGCAAAUGCGUCGAUAAAUGUUUCCGUAGCCGGAGCUCCAGUAAGCCAAACAUCCGCAGUGCAGCCAUCAUCUGCACACUCGCCGGAGUUACAAUUCCCUUCAGUGUCAAAUACGAAUGUGGUACCAGCUGAUGCCCGAUACUGGCCGCUUUAUUUUGCAAAUGGUGUACCAGCCACAAAUGUAAAUUUCGUUUCGUCGCAUGGUAUCUCGGCACCACAUUACAUGUACGCUAAUCCACCGCUACCCACUAGUGAUGCCACUUCAAUGAAUUCUAAUUCGAAUAGGACACCUGUUUUUGCGAACAUGAGCCCCGUAGCCCCAGCGCCGCCUUGCUUACCCAGACAAAUGCAGAAUUUGCCGGAUUUUUGUGGGAAGGCAGAGGACUGGCCAAUAUUUUACUCUGCCUUCACUGAAUCCACUGCAGUCUAUGGGUACAGCAACUUUGAAAAUAAUCAAAGAUUACAUAAAUGCUUGAAGGGAGAAGCGCGAGAAACUGUAAAGUCUCUGCUCAUACACCCAAACAAUGUCAACAACGUAAUUGAGCAGUUAAAAAUCAGGUUUCGUCGUCCCGAACAACUUAUUCGGAGCCAAUUAGCACAAAUUAAAGAAAUAACGCCCGUUGCAGAGAGUGCAAUGGCAAAAUUGGUACCAUUCGCAACAAAAGUCAACAAUAUUUGCGCCUUCGUGCAGUCGGACAAAGGAGGUGAGCAGCACCUCGCCAAUCCUACGCUGCUCGACGAACUCAUUAUGAAAUUGCCUAUGAGUAAACGCAUAGAGUGGGCAAGUUACGCAGCCUGCAUACAGCCGUAUGCAACAGUGAAGCAAUUUAGUGAGUGGCUUACAAAAUUAGCAAACGUAAUUUGCACGGUGUACGAUGGAGAGCCAAUACGGGACGCCAAACGCCGAGUUGUGCUGCACGCCACCGAAACUCAACGUCCUCCAAGCUGCCCAAUAUGCCAGGGUCAGCUCAAGCCUGCGGACUGCAAACACUUCGUUGAUAUGUCAGUGACGAGUAGGUGGGCUGAGUUGAAGAAACGUCGUUUAUGCUUUACGUGCCUUAAUGCUGGACAUGGUACGCGUAAUUGCCAACGGCGCAAGCCAUGUUCCACAGAUGGGUGCAGGAGAAUGCACCACAAGCUGUUGCAUGAAGUCGCACAUAGUUCGCACAACACAGAUACGCAUCAAGGCAGCAGACACGUACAGGCCAUGGGCCAACGCGAAGGUCACCGCUCCACGCGCGUACAGCCGUCACCGAGUAGUCGACAACUAUGUGACAUAGAAGCAGCAGUGCUUAGUUGCAACAGUGGUACAGCCGAUAACAAGCUUCUAUUCAGAAUCUUUCCAGUCGUGCUCUAUGGAAAGCUGAGGUAUGUCGAGACUUAUGCGUUAUUGGAUGAAGGCUCGUCGAUAACGAUGGUCGAUAAAGCCAUCCUACAUGAACUUGGCUUACAUGGGAAAGAGCACCGCUUAAACUUACAAUGGUUCGGUGGACGAGCAGCAAAGGAACCAGCCGUCGUUGUGGACAUGUGUGUCACUGGCGCAGAUUUACAAAAACGACAUAAAUUGCGAAAUGUGUACGGUGUGUCAAAUUUGCAACUACCAUCGCAGAGCUUGAGCAAAACCGAGUUAAGAUGUCAGGACACACAGAUACGCAAGCUGCCAGUACAACCGUACAAGCAAGUCACACCAAGGCUAUUAAUCGGGUUGGAUCAUUGCCUUCUCGGCUUGCCAUCGUCCACCGUACAAAUGGGUAAAAGCGGUCCGUUCGCCGCUAACACCGAGCUGGGAUGGGUGGUUUUUGGCCCAACAACUAGCACACACGCAUCCUUGCCGUCAUGCUUACUCGUGAAUAGCCAUUCCGAUCAGUCACUACAUAACAUGGUGGCGGAUUACUUUGACAUGGAGAGUUUUGGGAUCAGAACAUCACCCAUCGUCGAAAGUGAAGCCGACGUUCCUGCUAAAACCAUUAUGAUGACAACAACAUGCCGAACCCAUGGCAGAUUUCAGACGGGACUGCUGUGGAAACGGGACAGUGUAUAUCUACCUGACAGCUACUCAAUGGCCCUGAAAAUAUUAAAAAGUGUUGAGAGCAAAAUGAGUCGCGAUGCCGCGUUCGCCAUUGAAUACAAAAAUAUCAUCAAUUCUUAUGUAUCAAAGGGAUACGCACGUAAAUUGCCACCAGAAGAAGCCGCCUUGUCAUCGCCUAGGACGUGGUACUUGCCCCAUUUUGCUGUGACCAACCCUAAUAAACCAGGCAAGUUGCGCUUAGUAUUUGAUGCCGCUGCUGAGGCUGGAGGGAUUUCACUUAACUCGCAACUGCUGAAGGGGCCGCAGGAUUAUAAGUCAUUGCCUUCAAUACUCUUUCAUUUUCGAGAAGGAGCGAUCGCGGUCUGUGCAGACAUAAAAGAAAUGUUCCACCAAGUGUUGGUUCGGCGAGAGGACAGGUGUGCCCAGCGAUUUCUUUGGCGUGAUGGUGUUGCCACAAACCAACCGGAAGCUUACGAAAUGCGCGUGAUGACGUUUGGGGCUGCUUGUUCACCAUGCGCAGCCAAUUACGUCAAAAAAGUUAACGCGUUAGCGCACCGUAGUGACGACGACUGCUCGUCCCGAGCAGUAAAAGCCAUAGUCGACUUUCACUAUGUCGACGACUUCGUCGACAGCUUCAGCACAGUUGAAGAGGCAAUUGCAGUUUCGCAGCAAGUGCGAUCCAUUCAUCUAAACGCCGGAUUCGAACUUAGGAAUUUCACGUCAAAUUCGCCAAAGGUGGUUGAUGUACUAGGAGCCACGAGAUCACACGUCCGAUUGUAA
Rhagoletis pomonella (apple maggot) is the source of this 2883-nucleotide messenger RNA. RefSeq lists its product as uncharacterized. Lineage: Eukaryota; Metazoa; Arthropoda; Insecta; Diptera; Tephritidae. Bases 1 to 2883 code for a protein of 960 amino acids. The transcript has a single exon. The record is from RefSeq and is a predicted model, not a curated record.